AUGAGGUAUCGGGCGGUCUCCCGUUCUGUAUCGGACGCGUUUCUUGUACGCGUACACGUACGCCAACCCGUUGUUCAAGGUCCGUCCGUCGUAUUCACCUUUGCCAAACGUCACGAACUUCAAGCACUCGCCCGACAGCUCUUCCUGGAUCACGUUCCUGCACUUGACAGCGACAACGUCGUAAAUCUCGUCUGGUGCGCACGGGUUUCGCCGUUCGCCGGUUUUGCUAUGACCGCAAACAACGACCCGAACCCUAUGAACGGUUUGCUGCGGUACCGGCGGUAA
Molecule: messenger RNA, 285 nt
Organism: Macrosiphum euphorbiae (potato aphid)
Lineage: Eukaryota; Metazoa; Arthropoda; Insecta; Hemiptera; Aphididae
Source: the annotation of a GenBank genome assembly